AGAAGAAUUAUUUAACUUCAUCAAAUGUCUUUCAUCUUUCCAUAUCUCUAUAUUCUCUAAUAUUUACCCAAGUGAAACAACAUGAACCCAAUUGAGCUUGAAUCCUCCUUCGACUAUACUACACUUCGUGGGGAACCAGAAACAAUUCAGAAUAAGUUCAAAGAGAUAAUCUCAAGAGCUCCAAGAAACAAUGAAUGGACUAGUUUCAUAGAGCUUUUCCAAUACCAAGGUUUUUGGCACUCUCCUUCAUUCUUGGAAGGGACAAUACUAGCUCAAGAAGAGUUUCAACCUCAUCCAAACGAAAUAAUCUUAUGUAGCGCCCCAAAAGCCGGCACGACAUGGCUCAAAGCCCUGGCUUUCUCCAUUCUAACAAGAUCUAAAAAUACCUUAAACAAUCUAGAACCGAAUCCUCUUCUUUCAUCCACGCCACACGAAUGUGUUCCUUUUCUCGAAGUCGAUCUUUUUCAAAAGAAACAAACUCAAUAUCCACAAAUCCCUCUCAUUGCCACCCACCUUCCUUAUGUCUCGUUACCCAAAUCCAUAACAACGAAUUCAACUUGUAGAAUUGUUUACAUCUCUCGUGACCCAAAAGAUGUCGUCGUUUCUAUGUGGCAUUUCAUCGGUAACAUUAAGACGUGUAAGAAUAAUGAAGAAUCGGCGAUAUUUCCAUUGGAGAGAGCGGUUGAGCUCUUUUGUGAGGGGAUUUCCAAGAACGGGCCGUAUUGGGAUCAUGUUUUGGGGUAUUGGAAAGCAAGUUUGGAACAACCGGAUAGAGUAUUGUUUUUGAAAUAUGAGAAUUUGAAAAGUGAUACGAAAGUUUGGGUGAAGCGAUUGGCUGAGUUCAUGGGGUUCCCUUUCUCUUCAGAGGAGGUGAUUGAAGAUGCGAUUCAGAAGGUUGUGGAUCUUUGUAGCUUCGAAAAUUUGAGUAAUUUGGAGGUUAAUAAAAAUGCAGAGUUCAAUCUUUUUUCGACGGUGAAGGUGAAAAACAACAAAUAUUUUAGGAAAGGAGAGGUGGGAGAUUGGAAGACUUGUUUGAGUGAGGAAGAUAGAAAGAAAAUUGAUCGGAUUAGUGAAGAGAAGCUUAAAGACUCUGGAUUAACGUUUGGGUAAUUAAAUAAGGUAAAACAAGUGAAAAAAUAAGGAAAAUUCUAUAGUUUGUUCUUGAUAUUAGCAAGAAAUCCUUCAAUUUAGAACCACAAGUAAAGGUUACUUGAAUAAUAA
Molecule: messenger RNA, 1221 nt
Organism: Impatiens glandulifera
Lineage: Eukaryota; Viridiplantae; Streptophyta; Magnoliopsida; Ericales; Balsaminaceae
Product: flavonol sulfotransferase-like
Exons: 1
Coding region: 82-1110 (342 amino acids)
Biological process (GO): sulfation
Cellular component (GO): cytoplasm
Molecular function (GO): sulfotransferase activity
Source: RefSeq, a predicted model, not a curated record